Morone saxatilis (striped sea-bass) is the source of this 1224-nucleotide messenger RNA. RefSeq names its product voltage-dependent T-type calcium channel subunit alpha-1H-like. The record is from RefSeq and is a predicted model, not a curated record. Gene Ontology annotation, biological process: positive regulation of calcium ion-dependent exocytosis; neuronal action potential; membrane depolarization during action potential. Lineage: Eukaryota; Metazoa; Chordata; Actinopteri; Moronidae. Gene Ontology annotation, cellular component: voltage-gated sodium channel complex; neuron projection; plasma membrane. Gene Ontology annotation, molecular function: voltage-gated sodium channel activity; low voltage-gated calcium channel activity.
GUUGUCUUCGCAUUCUUCAUAGUGGAAAUGCUCAUAAAAAUGGUGGCCCUGGGAGUCUCUGGCUACCUUAGCAACCACUGGAACAAGUUCGAUGUCUUUGUCAACUCUGCAAAACUGCUGGAUUAUGUACUGGCUUCCCUUGGCAUCCCCUGGGAAAUCUCCAGAGCACUGGGCCCAGUGAGACUGGUGGGCAGAGUAACAAGCAUGCGAGCCAUGGUGAAAGUACUCUUGGACACCGUGCCCAUGCUUGCCAAUGUCCUCAUUCUCUACAUCUUCAUCGUCCACAUCUUUGCUGUUGUGGCGGUCCAGCUGUGGGCGGGGCAGCUGCUUAAUCGCUGCUUCCUGGGAGAGGACAUUCCUGCAAUGUACAAUAUGCCCUUGUCUCCAUACUAUAUGUCCUCGCUUGGAGAAAAGGUACCGUUUAUCUGCUCACCUGACAACAGGAAUGGGAUGCUACGCUGCAGUGAUGUGCCACCUUACAUUGAGAAUGGUAAAAUCUGUUCGUUGCCCGCUCCCCACCAUGUUUCUGAGUUAGUCCCUGCGGUUGCUGGGGGCAGCUCCUGUGUUAACUGGAACAUGUACUACAACAUCUGUCGUGCCGGGGACCUCAACCCUCACUUGGGAGCUGUGAGCUUCGACAACAUUGGCUUCGCCUGGGCAACCAUAUUCCAGAUUAUCACACUAGAAGGAUGGGCCGAGAUCAUGUUUUUCAUCAUGGAUGCUUAUUCCUUCUGGAGUUUUGUGUUCUUCCUCCUCGUCACCAUUGCCCAGUGGAUGUUUGCAAAUGCCAUUGGAGCACUAGGAGUGCUGAAGGCUAGAAAUAUCAGAGUUCUGCUGAAGACCAUUAUGAAGACCCUGUCGCAGGUUGGAAACAUUUGCCUCCUCUUCAUGUUCUUCUUUUUUAUCUACGAUGCGCUGGGAGUGGAGCUGUUUGGCAAGCUAGAAUGUAGCGAGGAUAACCCGUGCAUGGCUCUCAAUCGGCACGCCAACUUCAAGCAUUUUGGGACGGCCCUGCUCACACUCUACCAAGUAUGCACCGGAGACAACUGGAACAUCAUUAUGAAAGACACGUUGAGGGAGUGCUGUCCUAAGGAUCACAACUGUUCCAGUUACCUGUCCUGGGUCUCUCCAAUCUACUACAGCACCUUUGCUGUUACGGCCCAGUUUGUGUUGGUGAACCUGGUGGUGGCAGCAAUAAUGCAAGCACUGGAGGACUCCAACAUG